GAGAGAGAGAGAGAGAUAGAGGUAGAAAGAGAGAGAGAGACUGUUUCUCUCUGACCACUAUCCAGCUAAAGAUAUAGAUAUAGCAUAAGAAGGGGAAGGAAAGGAGAAGAAGAAAGAGGAAAGAGUAGAAAAGCUCCUUAAUGGCAACCUCUCAUUAACUCUCUCUCUCUCUCUCUCUCUCUCUCUCUCUCUUCAAUCACUUCUUCCUUGGUCAUGAGCAAAUCAAAAGAGAGUCCAUUGUAGUGGGAUGUUUGCUGUACUUCUCAUAAGCAAAGGGCUUUUAGGAGGGUUUAAGGGCUUGUAUUUAUAAAAGGCUGCAAGAGUGGGGUUUAGGUGCUCUCUCUCUCUCUCUCUCUCUCUCUCUCUCUACACAGAUCCCUAUCCAUGCUUUGCUUGGUGGAGCUAGCUAUUCUUCUCUUUUUUGGCUUAAGUUUGAAGGGGCCCCAUGUUGAUGUUCUCCACCAAUGAGAAGAAUAUAAUGCGAGAGGAUUGCUGCUUGUUUUGAUUCUAUAUAGUUUGUGUAUGUUUUAUCCUCUCAAUGAAUGAGGUUACUUGCAUAGGUUCUUGUUAGAUUCUCUCUCUCUCUCUCUCUCUCUCUCUCUCUCUCACUCUCUCUCGAGAAGGUGGAGUGGAGGAGGGAGAUGAAAGCCAUGAGCAACAACUGGUUGGGUUUCUCUCUCUCCCCUCAAAUGAACAUGGAGGUGUCUUCUGACCCACCCCAUCAUCACCAUCAACACCACCAUCAUCUCCAUGGCCCCCCUUCAUCAUCUCCCUCCUCCUCACUCCCAUGCAGCUUCUUCCUCUCUCCUCCUCCUCCUCCUCCUCCUCCCACCAUGUGCUAUGGAGUUGAAGGAGACAACAACAACAAUGAGGCUCUCUACUCUCAGCUCCCCAUCAUGCCUCUCAAAUCAGAUGGUUCUCUCUGCAUCAUGGAAGCUCUUCACAGAUCACAGCACCAAGGAAUGGUGCCAUCUCCAUCCCCCAAGCUAGAGGACUUCUUAGGUUGUGGUGGUGGUGGAGGAGGAGGAGGAGGAGGAGGAGGUGGUAAUGGUGGUGUUCCAACUCCAACCAAUGAGGGAGAAGCAAUGGGCUUAAGCUUGGACAACACCACAAUGUACUACAACCAAAACAUGGAGAGUGAGAGCAAUAGGAACCACCCUUUGAAUCUGAACCUCCUCCAGCUGCAUUACAGGCAACACAACCCCUAUUUCCAACCAUUAGAAGAGAGCAUGUUGAUGUACAACACACCAUUGGAUUAUGGUAGUGCUCAUAAUACCAAUAACACUGGGUUGGUUGAGGGAGGAGUGGUGUAUGGGGACUUGAAGCCACUGAGCUUGUCCAUGAGCCCAGGGUCUCAAUCUAGCUGUGUGACAGCUCCACAAGAGAUUGCACCACUUGCUACAACCACUAACUCCACUGCUGCUGCUGCUGCAACAAAUGAUCAAUGCAUCAUGGGCUUGGAUGGUGCAAGCAAAAAGAGGGGGGGUGGGAAAAUGGGGCAGAAGCAAACUGUUCACAGGAAGUCCAUUGAUACAUUUGGGCAGAGAACUUCUCAAUACAGGGGUGUCACCAGGCACAGGUGGACUGGAAGAUAUGAAGCCCAUCUCUGGGACAACAGCUGCAAGAAAGAAGGCCAAACAAGGAAAGGAAGACAAGUUUACUUAGGUGGCUAUGACAUGGAAGAGAAAGCCGCGAGAGCUUACGACUUAGCCGCGCUCAAGUACUGGGGACUUUCGACUCACAUCAAUUUCCCUCUGGAGAGUUACCAAGAAGAGCUAGAGGAGAUGAAAAACAUGAGUAGGCAAGAAUACGUCGCGCAUUUACGAAGGAAAAGCAGCGGAUUUUCUCGCGGCGCUUCGAUGUACCGAGGAGUGACAAGGCACCAUCAGCACGGACGAUGGCAAGCGCGAAUCGGUAGAGUAGCCGGAAACAAAGAUCUUUACCUCGGAACGUUCAGUACUCAAGAGGAAGCGGCGGAGGCCUACGACAUAGCCGCGAUAAAAUUCCGAGGGGCGAAUGCGGUUACCAACUUCGACAUAACGCGAUACGACGUGGAGAGGAUCAUGGCCAGCAAUACGCUGCUCCCGGGAGAGCUUGCCCGCAAGGCCAAAGCGAUCGAAUCAUGCAACGAAGUCUCGAAUCUGAAUCUAACCGACGAAAAUGACCAGUGCGCUUCCGAUUGGAAGAUGGUUCUCUACCAAUCAGCCCAACAAGAGGCGGCGGCAGCAGCAGCAGCAGCGAGAUCCUCCGAAACUGGCGAGCAGAAGCCGAUCGGGGAAGCAGCGGCGAUUUUCGCUUCGCCUCUUAACGGGCUGGUCGACGUGGAGAUCGAGAACUCGAGGCACGAGAUCGACGACAGCGGGAAACUGGCGAGCACCCAUGUCUCGAAUUCGUCUUCUUUGGCGACAAGUUUGAGUUGCUCUAGAGAGGGGAGCCCUGAGAAAGCUGGUUUCACUGGGUUUUAUUCUAAGACUCCAAACAAGUUUAUCUCUCAAAAUUCAGUGAGUUCUUGGAUUCAAAUGCCAGUUUUUGCUGCAUGGACUGAUGGUUAGAGUAGAAACUAGACCAAGUUGUGUGAAGGGAGUAGGGAGGUCAUUUUCUCUUUCCC
This is a messenger RNA of Ananas comosus (pineapple), 2608 nucleotides long. RefSeq names its product AP2-like ethylene-responsive transcription factor ANT. The transcript is spliced from 9 exons. Bases 642 to 2552 code for a protein of 636 amino acids. Gene Ontology annotation, molecular function: DNA-binding transcription factor activity; DNA binding. Lineage: Eukaryota; Viridiplantae; Streptophyta; Magnoliopsida; Poales; Bromeliaceae. The record is from RefSeq and is a predicted model, not a curated record. Gene Ontology annotation, biological process: regulation of DNA-templated transcription.